UUGCGCGCCACAGAAACAUCUGCACAAUGAUCAGCGCGAGAAAUACGAAAUAAGACCUAAUUUCCGAAACUCUUAAAACCGUGGAGGAAAACAUUAGGAUAACAAUCUAUUGCUCGCAUUAUUAAUUUUCCAAAAAAGUGAUACGAUGCAUUGCAGGAGAGGGAAGACAGAGAAGUGGAUGUGGAAAUAGGCGUGACAGUGUGCUUGCGUUGAUUUGCCCAAUGCAUCUAAAUUAUAGCAAAUUGGUUUGAUUGUUCGUCACUGUACAUGUAAACAUGAGUUCUGGCAUGCAGGAACAAGAACAAAGGACGAGACUUCAGCACUUCCUGUCGGAGCUUGCAAUACUGGGUUCUUUACAGGGCUUCCAUUAUUUUCAGCCCUGGCUAAGAGGGAGAGAGGAACUUCUGUUGACUGUGGUCAAUGAUGACUUGAGAUGGCGUUCACCUGGGUUCGCCGUGUCUGUGGCCUCCAACUUCACCAGCUCAACCUGCAGUAGCAGUUACAGUCUGGACAGCGACUACGCCAGCUCGCCUUUAACAGGAGAAGGGCCACUUCCACAAGAAAUACAAGAGACGCCAGACGCCACACAGCAACAAACUCCCAGCAGGAAUGUUGAUUCUCAUCUUCUCCCAGCCUCACCCAGUGAGAGAGAGAUUGCUGUUCCUGAAAUGAACUGCACCCUGUUCCUGUUAGCCGGCUACGCCAAGUAUGGGCAACCUUAUGCCUGGAUUCGAUCCAAUCAUGAACGCCUAGUAAACGUUGGAGGAACUGAUACUCUAGUCAAAGAUACACCAAUGAAGCUGAAGUCCAUCACAGACUGGGUUUCAACAUCCCAGGGAACUCAUGUGUGGGACGUAGUGAGUGAGCUUGUAGGACUGUGCACCAUGCCGCCUCCCGACAACCCCUUUUCUCUGGACAUGCGCUACCUCCAAACCCUGUCCCUCCCAGAGCGCUUCCUGGUCACUGGGGCCCUCUUGAAUUUCCUGGAGAUGAUUGUGGUUCAGGGAAGCCGAGAGGAACCCUUCUAUGAUCUGGUUGUGGAAGAGCUGAAGCCACUGAGACGACUUCAUUUCCAAAGUCUUUCUGAGGUCCAAAGGUUUCAAGGCAGCGACAGGACGCCAAGUCCUUUACCCACCAAAUGAAAAAUGAACAACAUCCAAUGGCCCAUUAUUUCAGCAUCCCCAGAUGCUUCUGAAGUUGGUCACUGCUCGGACCUCCAACUGUUUUUAGCCCAGAUGCCUAUUGUUGAGGAGAAACUUUCUACAGGAAACAGCUUUAGACGACAUCCCGCCAACUUCAAAAUAUUUCUUGUCCAAAAGACAAUGGUGUGUAAUAGCGUGUUAUGUGAAAAAUGCAAACAUGAAAUAAACCAGACUGAUUUGAUCUACAGACAACAAAUAGACACACACAAAAAGCACAUCUGUAAGGAAAUGACCUCUCCGUUA
Labeo rohita (rohu) is the source of this 1445-nucleotide messenger RNA. RefSeq lists its product as uncharacterized. Bases 276 to 1142 code for a protein of 288 amino acids. The record is from RefSeq and is a predicted model, not a curated record. The transcript has 9 exons. NCBI's taxonomy places the organism in Eukaryota, Metazoa, Chordata, Actinopteri, Cypriniformes, Cyprinidae.